CGCGAGAUGCCUGCCGGCCCUAAAUGGUGCUGGCUACUUUCGGAAAGCAUCGCCACUGCAUGGCAACCUUCUUUACGAUCCACUUUCCGCAAAAUGCCACGCACACUGAAAGCGCAGCCAGCCGUGGCACUGCAGCUUGGAGGUACAACCCAUCCAGCUGUGUGUCGGGCCGCCAUGCGGGCCGCUGCGCGUCAUGCCACGGACUGGCAGAUCAACCUAUUGGGCUUCAAGAGACCGCUGCGGAUGUUCCGUCACGCGGCUCACAUGGAGCAGCUAGAUCCUCUCCAAAUGAUCGAGUGCAGAUGAUCGCCAGCUUGGCUCCGCGAGUCUGCCGCCACACAUGGUCGGGUAGCG
This is a messenger RNA of Ceraceosorus guamensis, 354 nucleotides long. RefSeq lists its product as hypothetical. The record is from RefSeq and is a predicted model, not a curated record. The transcript has a single exon. Lineage: Eukaryota; Fungi; Basidiomycota; Exobasidiomycetes; Ceraceosorales; Ceraceosoraceae. The coding region runs from base 94 to 306 and encodes 70 amino acids.